GUGACUAUGACCUACAAUGUCGUGUUAAAAUCUAAAAAAUGAAGAAUUUGGACGUACAAUAGUUCUGCAUUCAGGCGACGAGUUGUAAAUUGCUGUCCGUUGAAUUAAUUGGCAGGGGUACUUUCACCAAAUCUUACUCAGUGAACGCUCACGUAAGUUGCAAGCUCACUACUUCGAAACCAAUAUCUUUCACGAAAGCCUGUACAUGAAGAUGAUAAUCUGGAAAUCAACCCAUAUACGAAGUAAUAGAAAAGUUAGUGCAAUAGUAGUAGUUGAAAUACUUGUAAAAUAAAUUGUCAGAAAAUCGAAGAUUUAAAGAGCAUUGACUCAUAUAAAAUCAAAGCAACGUUGUUAAAUGAUGUAUUCAGUGAUAAUAAAGAGUUAUGAACUUUUAUGUUGACCUUAAACUGGACAACGAGAAAAUAAAAUUGUUAUUCUCAAUUAUUUCCUGAUUCCUCCAUUUUUUUGAGUGAUCCAUAAGUGCUGUGCACUAUGAACAUAUUCAGCGUAGGUACAACAUUUAUAUCUGGCACAUCGGUUGAUACUCUAACACAAAGUUUGGUUUACAGUAAGAACUGACAAAAACAUAUCGAACGACAAAACUGAGGCAUGUAAAAAUAUAAGUGGAAAUAUGUGUCACUGUUGUGUAUGUAUGUGAAACAGAAAAUAGAAAACGAUGUGACCGUCUUGUUAGCGAUGCGGGAGACUGAAAAGGUCUCAAAAUAAAACACACAGAGAUCUACACUCAGCAAUUCGAUGUCCCCAGAAAUCAACUAUCACACUUCAGUUUUUCACACUCUUUCAUGUCGGGUGCAUCUUAAGUUAUUUAUGGUCAUCUCAUAUUACAAAUUGCAAUCUAUAGUGUUGUAGCCGUAUAUCACAUACUAAGAGACAUGGACCCAAAAACUGGAGAUGAAAGGACGCAUCAUAGACCAAUUAGAAAUAAAAGAUACAAUAGGAGAGUUUAUGGGGAUGAAAGAAAACCGUGUAAAAGAUUGUUCACCCCCGAGAUCAAGCGCUUCUUAAAAGACUGGUUGAUAAGGAGACGAGACAACCCAUAUCCUAAUAGAGAGGAAAAGAAAAUGUUAGCUUUACAAACUGGACUGACCUACAUACAGGUGUGUAACUGGUUCGCAAACUGGCGCCGCAAGCUGAAAAACGCCGGCAAGGACCCGGUGGCUCAACAACACACGUGGAGCGAUCUGAUUCGCUCGUACAACGCGCACGUGCAAGGGAACGUUGAGCAUUUCAGCAUCUGUUCGGACGACAGCAUCUGGAAAGAACCUGAAGAAGGAGACGAUGACUUCUACGAAGAGGAUUUUCGAUGUGGGAAUGACGAGACAACUAAUAACAAUAAUAAUGUGGAAGAGCAGGAUAAGGUACAGGAUCAAUGCUACUUCAUCAGCUCAACCACGGAAGAAGCGGCAGCGAUGAACUAUUAUACCAAUAGUUGCUCAACUCCAUUUUCUCCAUCUACCCAAUACCAACCCCAACAAGUUUGUAGUAAUAAAUAUAAAAGCCAUAUGAUGGAAAAAUAUCUGCAAGACUGUCAUCAUCAGACCAGUGAAACAGAUCAACAUACAUUUGAAGUCAUCAGAGAACCUGUACGUGAAACAUGUACGGAGGAUUCGUCCACCAUGAUAUCCAGGUGGUUAGAAAGUGCAGCCAACUUUCGCCCUAGUCAGGACAGCUACUUGGAUUGGGCAGCGAGGCAGAAACGAAAGAAGAAGAGCUUAGGACGUAACACUGAUAACCACAAGGCGAAAGUAAGAGUCGCUCCGUCGGCAUCCAGUUUACAGUCGGUACAUGGUAGAGAGGAACUUGAUGCUGCUGAGGCACUCACCACAUUAGCUAAUUCAAGUAGAUGUAAAACGCAAUUCGCUACGAUUUGCUGAUAGUUUUUGAUAAGUAGUUUAUCAGCACAAUAAUCAAAUAUGAAUUAUACAGGGGUGCGUUCUAACACCGCACUGCAAGCGCUGUAAUGCCGUUUAUAAAUCGUGGUUGUCUGUGACAUUAUGUCUUUAUCUAGGUUUCAUUAUAAAAACCCACUCUAGAAGUUGUAUGGGAAUCAAAUAGAACCUUGCUCAGAAUAAAGCAAAAAUUGAUAUAGCCUAUAAAACUAAGGCUGCCAUUUGUAUUUUAGAUAUAAGUAUAAAUUAAUUGAUAACACUUUGAUCAGAUUUUCAACUCUGUCCAUAUUUAUUAAAAAACAAAGUUUCCGGUCUGUAAGAUAUUUUCUUAAAAUCACAAUGACAAUUGCAUUUUUAAAAGCAGCCGUAAGUCAAAGCCCUCUUAUUGAUUUAGUUUUAUAUAGUAUAGUUUUUGCUGCAAUGUUUUCUUCAAUAAAGAUUGGUUUUCCGUUACUUGUUUGUAGUUUCCAAUAAUUGCGAAAUAUUUUAUAGUCACAUAGCUUAAACAAUUUAUUCCAGCACUAUGUUCAUACCAUUAAGCUUAGAUUUAUUUACCAGCUUAGUCUUUAGUUUUGUGAAUUAUACACGUAUAUUGAAAAAUAAUUUAUAUUUUCACUCUAGAUACAGGUGCGGCAGUCAAACCUGCAUUUUUGUAAUAACUGUAAAAAAAGACGGAUGCUUUUUAACAAUUUUAUUGAUACCAUGUUAAUUUACGUUAUAAAGCAUUCAAGAAACAUUACUCAUUCAAAAAUAACAUUAUUAAGAUGUGUUCCAUUUCGAUCGAUGCAUUCUUGAAAGCGAUCUCUAAAAUUGUUCAUUACAUCACGGAGCAUCUGCUGAGGGAUUAUUAUCCAUUUCCUGACGGAUUCUCGCCUUCAGUUCUUCAAGAGCACGAGGCCGGGAUUCUUCGAAAACUUUGCUUUUUAGGUAGCCCCACGAGAAAAAAUCACAUGUACUGAGGUCGGGUGAACGGGCGGGCCAAGAAAUGGCUCCGAUCUGGGAUAUCAACUUCGUUGAAGAGAUUCAUGCUCACGCGGGCCGCGUGGCUUCAUCUUGUUGAAAUAACGUUUCAUCAUUCAGUCCAUUUUCACGAAGACGAGCAAUCAAGAAUGUUGGUAACAUUUCCGAGUAGCGCUCCGCAUUCACGGUAAUAGCUUGUCCCCUUUCAUCUUCAAAAAAGAAUAGGCAUAUGAAUACAUUGCACACCAAAUCGUUACCUUGACCAGAAGGAGAGGUUUUUGGUAGAAUUUUUGAGGAUUUGCACCGCUCCAGUAUCUAAAAUGCUUGUUAACGUAGCCAAGAUGGAAAUGCGCCUCGUCGCUUGUUCAGAACAACUUGUGCAGUUCGUCGGUUUCUUCCAUCAUUUGAAAAAACCACUUGAAUUUUGUAGGGGUGAUAGAGAACUUCAAGAUCCUUCGGAGACUCCUGACUGAAAUUCUAAGCCCAGUACUGUGUCGGCCCGCUGAUGUCCAAGGACUUGUCAUAGCGAUUCCUACACGUUCAAUAUUCGCAGAAGUUCCCACUGAUCUCGCACUUCCACCUUUUCUGUUUCUCGUUUCACCGAUGUUUUCAAAGUUCUUUACCCAUAACUUUAUUGAGUUAACAGAAGGCACGGGCCGAUUACGAUUAAAUUGGAAAUGGUCACGGAAGCGCCGUUGAGCGGCUGUACAGGGUGCGUCAUCUUUUUCUAUUUUUCUAUUUGAAAAAUCAACACGCUUUUUACGAGGUGAAAUCGAUUUUUUUUAUUGAUAAAUGAAGGGUUAUGCCAUUUAUGUAUGAAAAAUAACAUCAGUCAUGUGACCAGCGCGGCUUCGUUUACAGGCCAACAUCCGAACAGCAAAAUUUUCAAUGACUUUUCCCAGAAUAAUCGGGUCCAAGGCCGCAAUUUCAGUCCGAAUAUUGCGCUUUAGGUCUUGAAUUGUCCGGGGGCCAUUCGCAUACACUUUUCCUUUCAAAAAUCCUCAAAGAAAAUAGUCAAGAGGUGUAAAAUCGCAUGAUCUCGGGGGCCAACUGACAUCUGAAUUUCGUGAAAUUAUGCUGUCUUGAAAUUUCGUGUGUAAUAAGGCGAUUGUUUGGCGAGAUGUGCGAGCCGUUGCUCCGUCUUGAUGAAACCAAAGAUCGUCGGCACCAAUACGAUCCAAUUGUGGUCACAAAAAGUCUGUUAACAUGCCGAGAUAACGUUCCUCGUUGACGGUAAUGGCCUUUUCUUCGGCAUCUUCAAAGAAGAAUGGUCCAACGAUGCCACCAGCCCAUAAUUCGCACCAAACAGUCACAUUUUCAGGAUGGAGAGGUUGUUCAUUAUAUUGAUGUGGAGUGUUCAGCACCCCAGAAUCUGCAAUUUUGCUUAUUUACGUACCCAUUGAGGUGAAAAUGAGCCUCAUCAGAAAAGAGCACUUUGGCCGAAAAUCCGUCUUCUCUUUCCAGCAUCCAAUUAACAAAAACGCGCCGCUGUUGAUGGUCUGCCGGCUUCAAUUCUUGUGUUAGUUGGAUUUUGUAUGGAUGGAGGUGUAAAUCAAUAUGUAAAAUUCGGCGUAAAGUGGUCUCACUAAUUCUCAAUUAUUGCGAACGGUGCCUAGUCGAGGUGGUUGGAUCUUCUCGUACACUUUCACUCACUGCGGCUAUGUUUUCACGAGUACGAGCUGGACGAGCAUGUUGGUAUGAUAUACGGCCUUCAGCUGAACCAGUUUCCUCAAGACGAUUAACAAUCCAACGAAUUCCAGGCUCUGUAGGGCGUCCAUGUCGGCCAAAACUAGUGUGCGAAGUUUGCGAAAAGUAUUUUUUAUAUUUCGACCGUUUUCGUAAUAAGUUUGGAUAACCAAAAUGCAUUGUUGUGUUGUAAACGAAUCCAUGACAAUAAAUGGCAUACCUUUGACAACAGUUCAUUUAUACAUACCACAUGACUUUUGACUCACACGGUAACACAUAAACUUAUGGGUAAAAAAAAGUAAUAGAUGGCGCACGCAGUAUAACUACCUCUUUGAUAAAAUGUCUUCACGGCGAGGGCGCGUUCUUGCUUAGACUACUGUUCCAUGGCUACUGAAAUGUUUUUAACUAGCGAACACAACGGUAACCUUAACAACUCGCCCCACCCACCUUCUUGGCUCACGCGCUUUUUUCAAGAUUGCAGGUUUGUCUGCCGCACCCUGUAUUAAUCCAUCAAAAUGGUUUUAGGAAAUGCACGCGACAAAUUGAUGAUGGAAACUUAAUUACCUAAAAAUAAAUUAAUGGUCACAAGAAUGAUUUCCAUGAAAUCAAAUGAGUUAUUUCUGAUUGAACAUAAUUUAAAUUACAUAUGAGUGAUUUAUGUUUCUGAAACUUGUAGUCAAGUUUCAUUUUUCAUUUACAUUGUUAGGUUCAGCAAAGAUGCUCAGUCUUUCAAGGAACGAUGGCAGUUUACAAAACUCUAAAAUAAGUUCUAUUUUUCCACAUAGCAAGCAUCUUGUAUUCAAAAUGCACUUGUUCUGACUUUGGCUGUUAAGAGACUUCACGACAGAGGGACUAACCGUUCAUUUUACUUUAGAAUUGGAGUUCUGUAAAACUGCUCAAUAUUUUUACAGUUUGCUCAAUAUUUGGAGUUUUUUCUAAUAGUGACUGAAAUCCUUACCCUAGUCUGUAUAAAUCGUGUUUGAAUCACUUUUAGCAUAGAUGAAUAUUAGAAUUAAAUAUUCGGUUUUUUGUUAUAACAUUGUUAUGUUUUAUUAAUAAAUAUACUGUUGGACAAUAACAACAAAUAUUCUUACAUAAACUCAGUUCCUCUUCAACAACCUAUUGAAUCAUGCUUUCACUUUUUUCCUAUUCCUGUUUCUAUUUUUGACAUUUGUCACCUCAUAGAAAUUGCUUCCAAUCUUUUUCCUCUUGUGAGCCCUUUCAAUUGCUCUCCUCUGCUUGCUAGUCAAUUUCUUUUCCGAUUUCCCUUCUCCGGAUUGUACAUUCUUUGCACCUGUUUUCUUUUUGCCUAAAUCUUCCACCUCAAACACUCCACUUGCAG
This is a messenger RNA of Acanthoscelides obtectus, 5898 nucleotides long. NCBI's taxonomy places the organism in Eukaryota, Metazoa, Arthropoda, Insecta, Coleoptera, Chrysomelidae. The record is from the annotation of a GenBank genome assembly.